UGUGCUGCAUGCAUAACAACGACAAUACACACUGUACCUUGCUAUAUUAGCCACCAAGAAGCUUCUUAACGUUAGCCAACAAAUAAAACUACAAUUGUUAAAAUUUGGAAAAUGACAGCCAGUGCAGGGAACUGACGAAAGCAUUCUCUAUGAACAGUCCGUACCGCGUGGAUUAUUUGAUUUCAGUCCGUCUUUGAAUUAAAACGAGGUAUAUCCUUGCUCAGCACCCAGAGCAGUAAGAGCACCUACUCCAGCAGAUCCAGAAAAUGUUAAAGAAAUGAUAGCAGCGCAGGACUUGCACACUGAGUUUCAGUUUCCUCAAGAGGCAGAAUCUCAGUUGUCUUCAGAUACUGACCUUGAGGAUCCCGAUGGCAAAAAUGCGAAGACAGGAAAGGGCGUGGCAGCCAAGAAAGGGAAGAAGGCGCUUGGAGACAAGGCCAAAGGUGGUGGAGCUGGGAGGGUCACUGGUCCCGGCUGGGUGAAUGGCCACCAUCAGGAGAAUGGAAUGGAGAACAUGACCUUGUUUGAGGUGGUUAAAAUGGGGAAGAGCGCCACACAGUCUGUGGUUGAUGACUGGAUUGAGGCAUACAAACAUGACAGGGACACCACUCUUUUGGACUUAAUCAACUUCUUCAUUCAGUGCUCUGGCUGUAAAGGUGCUGUGAGUGGAGAGAUGUUCAGACAUAUGCAGAACUCGGAAAUCAUCCGGAAAAUGACAGAGGAGUUUGAUGAGGACAGCGGCGACUAUCCAUUAACCCUCUCAGGACCACAGUGGAAGAAAUUCAGGAUAAACUUCUGCGACUUCAUUGCGGUUCUGGUGCGACAGUGUCAGUACAGCAUCAUUUAUGACGAGUAUAUGAUGGACACAAUCAUCUCGCUACUCACCGGCCUGUCUGACUCACAGGUCAGGGCCUUUAGACACACAAGCACACUAGCAGCCAUGAAGUUGAUGACAGCCUUGGUGAACGUGGCUCUGAACCUAAGCAUCAAUAUGGACAACACACAGAGACAGUAUGAGGCAGAAAGGAACAAGGUCAUUGCUAAGAGGGCCAAUGAUAGGUUGGAGCUACUGUUACAGAAGCGCAAAGAGCUUCAAGAAAAUCAAGAUGAAAUUGAAAACAUGAUGAAUGCAAUCUUCAAGGGAGUGUUUGUUCACAGAUAUCGCGAUGCCAUUGCUGAAAUCAGAGCCAUUUGUAUUGAGGAAAUAGGAGUGUGGAUGAAGCUGUACAGUGACGCCUUCCUUAAUGACAGCUACCUAAAGUAUGUUGGCUGGACAAUGCAUGACAAGCAAGGUGAAGUGCGUCUGAAGUGCCUGACUGCCCUGCAAGGCCUGUUCUACAACAGAGAACUCAGCACUCGGCUGGAACUCUUCACAAGCCGCUUCAAGGAUCGCAUUGUUUCUAUGACUCUGGAUAAGGAGUAUGAUGUUGCAGUGCAAGCUAUUAAACUUCUGACACUUGUCCUACAGAGUAGUGAUGAGGUUCUGACAGCAGAGGACUGUGAGAGUGUUUAUCAUCUGGUUUACUCUGCACAUCGACCCAUCGCCAUCGCAGCGGGGGAGUUCCUGUUCAAAAAGUUGUUUAGCCAUCGAGGUCCUGAGGAGGAGGGAUUACCCAGGAGGGGCAGGCAGAGCCUCAACGGCAGCCUGAUCAAGACUACUGUGUUCUUCUUCUUGGAGAGUGAGCUCCAUGAACAUGGGGCCUACUUAGUGGAUAGCCUGUGGGAGUGUGCGUCAGAGCUGCUAAAGGACUGGGAGACUAUGAUCAGCUUGUUGCUGGAUGAGCCAAUGCCAGGAGAGGAAGCUCUAAACGAUCGUCAGGAGACAGCCCUGGUUGAAAUCAUGCUCUGUGCCAUUCGGCAGGCUUGCGAAUGUCAUCCUCCUGUAGGCAGAGGCACGGGGAAGAGGGUCCUGACUGCAAAAGAAAAGAAAACACAGCUGGAUGAUCGGACACGAGUCACAGAGAUGUUUGCAGUUGCUUUGCCUCUGUUAUUGGCAAAGUACUGCGUUGAUAUUGAUAAGGUGACCAAUUUGCUACAGAUACCAAAGUUCUUUGAUCUUGACAUCUACACAACUGGGCGUUUAGAAAAGCAUUUAGACGCACUGUUGCGACAAAUCUGGGAAGUUGUGGAUAAGCACACAGACACUGAGGUCCUGGAGGCCUGCUCUACCACCUACCACUAUCUCUGCAACGAGGAGUUCACCAUCUUCAACCGUGUGGACAUCGCCCGCUCCCAGCUUCUUGACGAGCUUGUAGACAAGUUUAAUAGACUCCUGGAGGACUUCCUGCAAGAGGGUGAAGAACCUGAUGAGGAUGAUGCUUACCAGGUUCUAUCCACACUUAAGAAGAUCACCACUUUCCACAAUGCACACGACCUCACUAAGUGGGAUCUCUUCACCAGCAACUACAGGCUACUCAACACAGGUCUACAGAAUGGCGAUAUGCCUGAACAGAUUGUGGUUCAUGCAAUGCAGUGCACACAUUACAUCAUCCUGUGGCAUCUAGCGAAGGUUUCAGAUGGCACUUCAGUAAAGGGUGACAUGGUGACCUUGAGAAAGCAAAUGCGAGCUUUCUGUUUAAUGUGUCAGCGCUACAUAAACACCAUCAACAACGCAGUCAAAGAGCAGGCCUUCACUAUACUGUGUGAUCUGCUACUGAUCUUCAGUCACCAAAUUAUGUCUUCAGGCCGGGAACAGUUGGAGUCUCUGGUCUAUUCGCCAGACUCUUCUUUGCAGGCAGAGCUGCUCAACUUCAUCCUGGAUCAUGUUUUCAUUGAUCAGGAUGAUGACAACAGCACAGAUGGACAACAAGAUGAUGAAGCCAGUAAAAUUGAAGCUCUACAUAAGAGGAGAAACCUUCUUGCUGCCUAUUGCAAAUUAAUCAUUUACAAUGUUGUGGAAAUAAACACCGGAGCAGAUAUAUUUAAACAGUACAUGAGGUAUUACAACGAUUAUGGAGAUAUUAUCAAGGAAACAAUGAGUAAGACGAGACAAAUCGACAAAAUCCAGUGUGCAAAGACGCUCAUAUUGAGCCUGCAAAAGUUGUUCAAUGACAUGUUGUCUGAACUCGGCUUCAAUUUCGACCGCUCAUCAUCAGCCUUCUGCGGCAUAAAAGAGCUCGCCCGACGCUUCUCAUUGACGUUUGGUUUGGAUCAGCUGAAGACCAGAGAGGCUAUUGCCAUGUUACAUAAAGACGGGAUUGAGUUUGCCUUUAAAGAGCCAAGUCCCCAAGGAGAAGGAAGUCCACCGCUUAAUUUAGCAUUUUUGGAUAUCCUGAGUGAGUUCUCUAGCAAACUAAUUCGACAGGACAAGAGGACAGUUCACAUGUACUUGGAGCGAUUCAUGACAUUUCAGAUGGCCCUGCAGAGAGAAGACUGCUGGCUGCCUCUCAUCUCAUACAGAAAUUCUCUGCAGGCUGGAGCAGAUGACGACACUAUGUCUGUAAUUAGUGGGAUCAGCAGUCGAGGCUCCACUGUCAGGAGUAAGAAAUCCAAGCCAGCCACUGCCAGCAAAAGAAAAUUGCCUGAAGAAGAGAACAGCAGUAGCAGCAGCGAUGCGGUUUGGAUGAACCGUGAGCAGAAUGUGCAAACGCCAGUGAUGAUGCAUUCACCCCAUCUAACUUCCACUGUACUGAGGGAUCCAAAGAAAAUGAGGCCAGAGGAUAGCUUCACAGCCACGUUCACCAUGCCAGCAGAGCAGCAUCCCCAUCAACCUGUGCCUCCUCAGCAGCAGCAGCCACACCCUCAACACCAGACUACCAUUGAUUACAAUACCCAGGUUACUUGGAUGCUGACACAAAGGCAACAAGCUGAAGCCCGUCAGCAGCAAGAGCGGGUUAGCAUGCACUACGCCAAGAUGAGGAACCACAUGCAGCAAGCAAUUCGUCGAGGCUCUGGGCUCAUGGAGGAUGAUGAGGAGCCAAUAGUGGAGGAUGUGAUGAUGUCAUCUGAAGACCGCUUGGAAGAUAUCAAUGAGGGCAUGGAUUUUGACACAAUGGACAUCGAUUUGCCGGCAUCAAAGAAUCGCAGAGAAAGAACCGAACUGAAGCCAGAUUACUUUGAUCCAUCUUCCAUCAUGGAUGAUUCGGUUCUCAAUGUUUCAAUGUUUUAAUAUGAAAAGGACAGCAUGUCAUCGAACUCCUGGGACGGUGAAAUGACUCUUUAUAAAUGAGAGUGGACUGGACUAGUAGGCUUGUGAGACACCAAUGUUUGCCUCUUUAACACUUUGUUAAAACUUAGAAGGAGUGCUUGAGCUUGGAUUUGAAUUUUAUUCUGCUAUUUUCACACACCGGAUUUUGGUCACACUGCGGCAGAGAUGUUUCGGUUUUUGUUCAGUCGCCCUAAAAAAACUUGAUGCCAGCUAUCACUUGGCUACACUUGUUAUAAUGUGUGAAGCGGUACAGGUACGGAUAUUGUGUAGCAGUUUGCAUGGUGAUGGGACAAUAACAGGUCAAAAUUCAAGUGAAUGAUGUAUACCUUUAAACUCUUUAAGUAGACGAAAAAUGUCUGUAAAUACAUAGCGGCCAAUAUACAGGGAGGGUGAACACAAUUUCAUGAACACCAGAAAAUAUAAUAGGCUUGCAGAAUAACACUACUGUUUUGAUGCUUGUAGUGUUCAGUUAUUGUUGAACACUAUAAUAACCCUGCACUUGGUCACAGAGGUGGUAAUUGUGCUGGAUGGUCAUUUUUAAGCUUUACAUCGAGAAACUAUCUUAGGUUUAAACGAACCCCCUCUCUGAUGCAAUCCGGACAUACGCUGAACAUAUAAUGUUUCAUAAUGGCAGCAGUUAUUAAAUGGCUACUGCGUUAUAUUGGAAGGGUGUCAGUGGUAUUGUUGUUCACCUUCUGAACUUUUAAACUGUAGAUUCUGGCAUGGCAUGUAGCCAUAUAUCAAAACAUGUACACAGUAAGUAUAAUGUGAACUGGCGUGUCAUACUGUUUAAAGGCCUUGCCACAAGUUAUAUAUAUACAGCAUUCUCAGAUUUCUUUGUGAUGGUAUUUUUUAGAGACAUGUGUUCUGCUUUUAUACCUUCUAGAUAACUUUGAUUUAUAGAUAUUUUGUAAUGACAAUCAAAUGUAAAUUAAUGGUUUCUAUUAAUCAUGUUAUUUCACAUAGAGAUUGAAAUGAUCCUUUUUAAAGGAAAUGAUUAUGUUACUAUAGAUGUGGCCAGCUGUAUUUUCUUUUCGUCUCUCUGUAGCGAACGGGUACAAACGUACCUCAUUGCUCAGAUGUAGUAAUUUGACAAAUUGAGGCUGCAUCUAAAAUUAUUUUUUAAUGUUGGAAGAAAUCACAAUGUUGUAAAACUUUGACUCAACCUCAAAUAUGUAAUCUCUCCUAUAUAUUAACUAUUUUUUUCCACUGUAUAGUAUCUAGUAAUAUCUAAUAUUAGAGACAUGCCAUGAUUGCAAUCUUUAAAAGAAAGGAUUUUUAAAAUGGUUGAGAACGAUGUGUGUUUGUUUGGUUUUGUUUUGUUUUUUGUAUUUGCAGGUGUUCAGAAAUAGUUUUUCAAACUGCCAGUUUGGUUGGUUUGCGACUGCUGCGUAUUUAAGAGUUAUAGAAAUAUUCUAAAUUACAAAGCUUCUAAAUUCUUUAGCCAACAAUCAUAGUAUCAGAAUUGUAUAUUAUACAGUUACAAAUGUGUAAUAUAUUGUGAAUCGGUGCUCAUUUUAUAUUUACUGUUUCUUUUUGUGUGAAAUUUUGGGGAAUUGUCAAAGGAAAAGAAUGUAAGUCUUUGACAUUAAUCUACUAAUUUGUAAGUGCACACACAGUGCAUUGUUUUUUUUUUCUUUGUUUUACCGUGGAUUGUUCCGGUAUUUCUUCUGUGUAUUGGCCUGGCUGGCAGAAUCAGACUUUAUGAAAGAAGGUGUAAUCAUAUUGUAGCUGAAAAUGAACCUUAUUUCCUCAGUGUCACUAUAAUCUGGAGAAUCAAAUCAUCAGGUCUUAACCCUCCUGUUAUGUUGACCCAGAACAGAAGAGAUGUCAUCUGCAUCACUACAGAAAACCAGAAAAUCAAAAUUAUACAAGAAAAUUGUAAAAUAAUCAAUGCCAGUGUUUCUGACACUUUUUGGAUGAGUACACAUGCCCUGGGUCAAAUUGACCCAGGAACAUAAUUGGUGUUCCUGGAAACCAACAUAACAAGAGGGUUAAACAUUACCACAUACAUAAUAACUUUUCAUGUUAGGCAAAUGAGAAAAACACAUCUUAGACUUGUCUGUAAAUUUACAUGACUCAUGUCAUUUUGGAGCUUUUCUGUUUUGCAUCAAACUGCUGAAAAUGUGCAAACAUCUGUACGUUUAUACAUAUUUAAAUAUUUGCGUAUAUUAAAUUUGUGUUUAUAUUCUAUUUACAAAGUGCCCAUUGCAUCCUUUACGGUUUGUAUUUAUGUAUGGAGAUGUAACAUGAACAGAAUAAACCCUCUACAACUGUGUGACGACUUAA
Maylandia zebra (zebra mbuna) is the source of this 6436-nucleotide messenger RNA. It is a transcript of the gene stag2a, whose product is annotated as STAG2 cohesin complex component a. NCBI's taxonomy places the organism in Eukaryota, Metazoa, Chordata, Actinopteri, Cichliformes, Cichlidae. The record is from RefSeq and is a predicted model, not a curated record. Gene Ontology annotation, cellular component: chromatin; cohesin complex; nucleus. Gene Ontology annotation, molecular function: chromatin binding. Gene Ontology annotation, biological process: sister chromatid cohesion.